AACGACGGGCGAAAGAGGUUGUACUUUUUUUUCUUUUUUUUUUUUGCUGGGAGCGAAAGAGGUUGUUGGAAACUUAGGGUUAGCUGGUCAGCAGUCCUGAUAGGCUGCUUCUACCUGAAUUAUAUAUACACAUAUAUAAUAUUCUAUUAUAUAUACACAUAAAUAUCUUCCUUCCUUCUUCGUUAUCCUCAAAACCGAAACUUUUGAAAACUAUCUGGAAUCAGAAUUCAGAAGAAGAUUAAUUGAAGGUUUUUUCGUUUGUGAGAGAAAUCAGAAAUGGAGCAAGGGAAACAGGGAAUUGUGGUGGCGAAAUGGUUGCCGAACCAGAACCCAAUAGAGCAAUUUCAGGCCAAGUACAAGGAGUUGGAAAACGGGUUCAAGGCAUGGCUGGAGAAGCAGCCUCUGGCGGUCGAAGCCGCCGUCGUCACCGUCACCAGCGCCGCCCAGGGCGCCGGAAUCGGCAGCCUCAUGGGCACGCUUACCAAGGACGUCUCUUCCUCUAUUCCCACUCCUCCUCAGGCCAACCUCACCCCUCAAGCAAUGGCCUCCUUCCAGCAAGCUCAGGCUCUUUCAGGAGGUCCCUUGGUACAAGCUCGCAACUUUGCUGUGAUGACAGGUGUGAAUGCUGGCCUAUCCUGUGUUAUGAAGAGACUACGAGGCAAGGAGGAUGUUCAAUCUAGUAUGGUAGCGGCUUUUGGUUCUGGAGCCAUGUUUUCAUUGGUGAGUGGCAUGGGUGGCCCCAACCAGGUAGCAAAUGCAGCCACUUCUGGACUUUUCUUCGCACUUGUUCAAGGUGGACUUUACCAGGUAAGCUUCACACUGAAAGAGUUUUAUCAUCUUAGGGGUAGCUAAAUGCCAGAACUUGCU
Morus notabilis is the source of this 867-nucleotide messenger RNA. Its product is annotated as mitochondrial import inner membrane translocase subunit TIM22. The transcript has 3 exons. The coding region runs from base 277 to 852 and encodes 191 amino acids. Gene Ontology annotation, cellular component: TIM22 mitochondrial import inner membrane insertion complex; chloroplast inner membrane. The record is from RefSeq and is a predicted model, not a curated record. Lineage: Eukaryota; Viridiplantae; Streptophyta; Magnoliopsida; Rosales; Moraceae. Gene Ontology annotation, biological process: protein targeting to chloroplast; protein insertion into mitochondrial inner membrane. Gene Ontology annotation, molecular function: transmembrane protein transporter activity.